Messenger RNA from Yarrowia lipolytica CLIB122, 3201 nucleotides. RefSeq lists its product as uncharacterized. Gene Ontology annotation, biological process: negative regulation of TOR signaling; regulation of cell cycle. Lineage: Eukaryota; Fungi; Ascomycota; Dipodascomycetes; Dipodascales. The record is from RefSeq and is a predicted model, not a curated record. Gene Ontology annotation, cellular component: TSC1-TSC2 complex.
AUGGCUCUGGCGUUGGAGACUCCGCCCAACCAGCUGACGCCUCAGGUGCGACAAGAGGUGGUCCAGCAAUGUGAGGCGUUCGUGGACUCCAACCUGCCCAUUUCCGAAUCCGAGUCGGCCAAGCUCGGCGAGGAUCUCGUUCAGAUUUACAAAGAUGCCGUCAUGGCCAACCCAGCGGCUGAGGUGCUCUUCUUGCAGUGUAUGAGCCGCCUGGCUCCCUGUCUGGUGGUGGAGGAGCAGGUUCGAACGUGGGUCGAUUUGUACUCCAAGCCCGCCAUUGAUUCUGCCGGCCAAAAGAAUGAUCUCGUGCGGGCUGCCCGUGACCUGCUGGUGGCGUGGAUGGUGCCCAGAGACAGCGUGGAGGGCAAUACGGCGCAGUACCAGGCCAUCUCCCGAAGCACGGCCCUCUUCAUGGUCCAAAUCUACCUGCAUGAGAGCCUGAUUGUGGGUGAGACCAAGGGCAAAGCUGAUGCGAAGGAGGAACGUCUUCGGUUUGUGCGUAUGAAUGCCAAAAACCUCAUCCUCACAUUCGCCGAAGAACGGCCCCAGGAGUUUUGUGUCAUUGCCAACCGGUUCUUUGUACAGCCUGAGUACCGUGUUAGAAUUCUCGUGCUUCUGUCUGCCUUUUUCUCCCAAACCAAGGCCAAAAUUCCGGCGGAUCUGGCCCGCUCACAGCUCGUCAAGCACCUUUUUGCAUGCCUGUUGCACGACAAGUCCUCGCAGGUAGUCACCAUGGCUGCUUCGGCACUCAUCAUGAUGCUGCCUUUUAUCUGCAGUAAGAUCAUGACCGACCUGCCCUACUUAUUUGCAGUCUACGGGCGCAUGGUGUGCUGGAGAGAAGGAGAAAUAACUGACGAAGACGACAACCAAGACGCUUUUGGAGUAGCCAAUGACGAGGAGGAAGAGGAAGAGGAAGAGGUGCACACAGACGACGAGGAUAGCGCUAAAUACAAGGAAAAAGAAGAGACCGAAACCCAGUCUACGCUGGACCCAGAACCUUCUAACGACACAAACACAAAUCCACCAACCAGCGACACAGAUGGUGGCAAAGAAACAGAAAACUCAACUUCUGUGUUUGCCGACUGGCACGCUCUGCCCCGGGACAAUGUUCCGGACGCUCCCAGCCCAGACUGGGAACGAAUGUUCACUUUUCUGUAUGGACUGUUUCCUUCCAAUUUCAUCAUGUUUCUACGGAAACCUACAGAGUACAUUUCACAGACUCUGUCGUCUCCUGACGACUGGGACGAAUAUUUUAUUUCGCAGCGGUCCAAAACUUGCUUUGACCGACACUUGUUGCAUGUUCAACUGCUGACAUCCUCGUCGGAGCAAGAACUCAAGGAUGAGUACCGAUGGGCUGGAAUGACACCUGCAGACAUUGCGUCAUUGUGUUUGUCUCUUCUGACAGCAUCGCCCGCUGAAAGAUCACGCGAAGACAAUCUUUCUGUAUCCUCCGGAACUAAGGACAAGGAGAAGGACAAGGAAAUUGUUACUCGAUCACGAGGUACGUCUUUGAGUGAGUCGAAACGUCAGUUUUCAAUCACUUCAAUCCCUGACCGAGAAUCUACUCCUUCCAGUCAAGUGACAACUUCAACAGAGUCCCAAGUUGCUGCUGGAGAGCUGCUCUCGCCUACGUUGACAUCUACAUCUGCCACUGGUCAGCUUAUGGAUCUUCAGGCCCGUCACCAGUCUCUGUACGGCAGAAAGGCCGACUUUCCUCCUCCAGUAUCCAUUUCCACACUUACUCUUGAUGAUAGCGAUUCUCAGGGUCGAGAAGAGAGUCCUGUUUCUCCACUGACUCGAUACCAGAAACAUUCCAGUCUAGGAGCACCCUCAGCCUCUAUUGAGGGUGUCCUUGAGUCAGGAACUAACUCCAGCCCUGCGAUGAGCCCAACUCAGUUGCCUGUCGGUUCCCCCAUUCUCAGAGGAGACUCUACUUCCGAACAGGCCGAUAUUUUGGCUUAUUAUCAGCGAGAGCUAUUGCUGAUCAAGAACGAGCUUGAUUUUGUCUGUUACUUGGACUACCACAACCAGUUCCGCAUCCGCCAACUCAAGGAACAGCUUCACAGUGCUCUUAGACAAGAUAUUGACGUUCAGAACCUCGUCACAUCCAAUCAAAAGCUCAAGCGUCAGUCUGAGCAGCUCAACUCGCAGUUGGUGAAGAUGAAAGAGCUCGGAAACACGCUAAGAACACAAAAGGUACAGCACGAAGGUACGCUGACAAAACGUAACCGAGAACUGCGUCUUCAGUGUGACGCGCUGACUGAGGAAACUGCCAAAACCAACCUCGAGUUUGAGCACAUGCAGGCUGAGAACCAGAGACUGUAUGCUGCAGCUAUGGCCAAGGAGGCUGCUGUCACACAGCUGGAGCUCAAGGUCGAAUCUCUGGAAAAUGAGAAUCGAUUGAUUAACGAGUAUAGAGACAAGCUGAAAAGCCUCGAGGCCUCCGCCGAAUCUUCAUCCGACAACAUACGGGGCUCCGAGACACAAUCGUCCAACUCAGAUCUUCACAUUGAGCUGGAGAAAACUAAGAUUGACUUAGGAGUCCUGAAACACGAGAAGGAAACAAUGGAGAAACGGUUGCGAGGCGAGAUCGCAGAACUUGAAGAGCAGAUGACAAACAUUGAAAAGCAGACUCAGCCCUCACACAAGGUGCUCGAGAUGCUUGAGACUAUCAAACAGGAGGCUGAAAAUCGGUACCAUCAGCUGUCAGUUAGUCAUCAAGAGCUGUCUCAGCGGUACCAAGAUCUGGACGAACGAUUCCGAACAUACGCCGCGUCUUCAGAGGCCGAGAACCUGUCUCCUGGCGCUGGUGAGCUGUUCAACAACACUAACCAAAAGAGUCUGCUUGGUUACGACGUGGAGUCCAUUGGAGAGUCUUCUGGGAACUCCCACAGAACCACCAAGCAGUCGUCAGCGUCUUUAGCCGGCUCGGACUCGGCUUACUACCGAGGAGUGCCCAUUGGAGGCAACUCGAAGACACCUUCUCCUGCAGUUGAGCACUUGGGCAUGAACUUUGGAGGCCACGGCAGCCACGCAACAUCUGCUACUAACAUCCCCCAACCCCAGCCUCCUUCGCAUUCGCACUCUACAUCUCAGGAUGAGGACUCUUCUCGGCCACGAGCUCGAGGGCGGGGAGGAUGGCAGAAUGCUGCUAGAAAGAGCGAAUCCAAGAAGAUCAACUCUUUCCGGGGUUUCUUAUAA